GUUUUAGCUAUCGAAACCGGGUGUGUUUGACAUAUUUACGAGGGUGUUCUUCAUGGCGUAUUUAGAAAGUCCGCUCAUGAGGGGAAGAUUUGGAUUGAAAUCUAUUCUCGUCACCCUGCUUUUCGUUUAUACUGUUUCAUCUCAGGAUGUUGCUAAUACAACUCAGCAGAGUACAACAACCCUUCCUGCAAUUCACGAGAGAAUAUUCAACAGAAUACCAGAAGGAAACAACACUGAAUCAAAUUGCGUCCUUCGGUACAGAACGUAUAAACAGUCAUAUCUCAGAUAUGUCAAGAUUCCAGAUCAUAGUCAUCACAGAACUACAUUCAGAGGGUGUUUGGAAAAAUGUUGUUUUAUAGAAGAUUUUCUAUGCAAGUCGUUCAGUUAUAUUAGGAUAACGAGACAAUGUUUUCUUAUGAACGUGACUCAACACGACAACAACGUACAGCUGGCUCAUUCUAAAAUUCACACUCACGUCGAAUUAGUAUUAGAAGAAGAACCUGAAGUCAGGGAUUUCGUACCGGACGAAGAUGAUUUUAUACAAGAAAAAGCGUUUUCGCCAACAAUUACAGGAAACAACAUAUUUACAUUGUCGACUGCAAUAACAAAGGUUCCAAAUACAGAAUUGACGACCGAAAACGACAUUGGUGAUGUUCAUCUACAAAACUUUACUCAGGUCAAUCUUGAAACAACAACUGAAGCUACUUUGCAAACACACUCCAUAAGAAGCACAACCAGUCCGCUUCCAGUUAUAAACUUAUUUGCGGAGUCGAGUCCGACAGCAAGCACAAGGGCAUAUUCUCAGUCUACACCCCUGGCUUCAUCUAAAACACGAGCGGCCAAUACACCAGAGCCAGCAGAAGAUACCACCAAAAUUGAAAUGACAUUUUCAGUAAAAGAAAGUAAUGAAUCCCACCAGGACGUGUCAUCUGACUCAGGUACUCCUAUCAAACGUACAACUGAACGUACCCCCAUCAAAAGUACAACUGAACGAACACCUAACAUGCACACGGACGUAUAUAUUAUAUCUGAAGGCAGUCAGCAAAGCUCGACAACACCGAAGGCACCAGUUACAAAUACCUUCCAGCCUUCUACCGUAAGUACAUUAUCAAAAGAACAAACGUUUAAGCCGUCGCAACCAAUCUCUCUAGAAUCACAAUUUUCCAUUUCUACGACCACGAAAGCACCAAUUUCAAAACUCUUCACCACUAAGAAGCCAAGAACACUAAAGGAAAUCGUUUCUAAUCCACCUGUCUCGACGAAAUCAGCAACAACCAAGCUCGUGUCAAAACUCACCGCACCACCUACGAACUAUCAUACUCCGGAGACCACUCAGCAAAUAGUCUCGCUCAACAAAAUUACACGCCCAACAUCGCAGUCAGCUCCGCGGACAAUUCCCAUUUUAAAAACAAACAAUAUUAGGCCCAUAUUCGCUACAAAAAUUAUGUACACGUCGCAUGGAGCUUCUUCAAGUCGUCAGUUCUUUACUGAAGCUAUUAAAACCUUGGAUAAUGAAACCAGUGCAACUACUCAACAAACUACGGCUUUGCCUAAAACAACAUUAGGGUCACAAUCAUUCAAUGCCAACAGACGCUAUAAUCUGAAUCUAAAGGCAAAUACUCAAAAUGGAGAUCCUCCGUCACAAACCAAGGCAGUUUUCGAAAAAACUACCUUAAUGACACCCACACAGUUUACUAAUACAGAUUUCAUAACAAGCACACUGUCCAAAAAUACUUCGCAAACAAGUGCCUUGACCAAAGAUGAGACCCGCGCCAAAACGCCAGGAUCAAAGAUGAAUAAUGUGUCGGGUUUAUCAACAAUUCCAAUGUCAACAAAACCUACGCAAUUCACAACCCAAGCUAUUAGGCCAAGUGAUUUUUCCACUAUGCUGACAGCAGAUCGAGAUCCAAGUGAUGCACCAUCAAGUAUAAAUAGUCCAACUGCUAGUAAUAUAACCGAAAGCACUGAUACGUUUGAUGCUACAAAGCAUAGUUUAUCAAAUAAAAUUGUGAAUACAACAAUCUACGCAGAGCAAAACUGGAUUACAACGCCGAGAUCUGCACCAAAUUCGACACAUCAAAAUCCCCUCACACAAGCUGAUACGCCAACAAAAGCGUCUUCAUUGAAAUCCAACCCUGACGUAAUGAUAACGGUUUUGCAGCCAGAAUUGUCUACGUCUAAUUAUCUUAUCACGCCAAAAAAAUAUGUGGCAACCACGAAGUCAACCACAGGGACAGAAUAUAAAUCUUCAAACAUACAGUCGGCGACAACAAGAAUACCCACUUCUGAACCGGUUGAAAAGUCUGUCAGCUUAAAAUCCCAUAAUAGGUCGAAACCAACACACCAUCCAGCAACGACCACAAGAAAAUCGACAGUUGCAUCACGACCAACGAACAGUCUAUCGGCGAGUAGAUUCGUUAGCACGUUUUCCACCACAAUAUCAAAUUUUCCGACGCCAAAAACCUCUUCGUCGAAAGUUAAACCUAGUGGGCCUACUACCAUGUCGACAUCUUCAAACAUACAGUCGGCGACAACAAGAAUAUCCACUUCAGAACCGGUUGAAAAGUCUGUCAGCUUAAAAUCCCAUAAUAGCUCGAAACCAACACACCAUCCAGCAUCGACCACAAGAAAAUCGACAGUUGCAUCACGACCAACGAACAGUCCACCGGCGAGUAGAUUCGUUAGCACGUUAUCCACCACAAUAUCAAAUUUUCCGACCCAAAAACCUCUUCGUCGAGAGUUAAUCCUAUUGGGCCUACUACCAUGUCGACAUCUUCGUCUAAUUUACCACAACGAAUGACUUCUACACGAGCAAAAACGUCAACAAAAGCGCGUACAAUGUCAACAAACUCCGAUACAAUGACUACAGGUUUGCAGCAAGAAUUGUCUACGUCUAAAUAUGCUAUAACGUCAACUAAACAUCUGGAAACCAUGAAAUCAACUCAAGGUUUCCCGUUGUCCAAAAUGAAAGAAUAUAAAUCCGCAACUACAAAGUCGCCCACCACGAAAAUCCCAACUUUGGAAACAUUGAAGACCGAAAAUUCAUUCAGCAUAAGAUCUACUAAUAGGCCAAAAUCAACACAUCCUCCAGCAACGACCACAAAAAAAUCAACAGUUGCAUCACGACCAAUGAACAGUCAAUCUGCGAGUAGAUUCGAAAGUACAUUAGCUAGCACAAUUCCAAAUUCCGCAAGACCAAGAACAACUUUAUCGAUAAUUAGUCCAGUAACUGAUUCACCGCGGACCAGAGCGUCGACACUCUUAUGGUCAAGAAAUUCAGUCUCGGUCAAAACUACAAAGACGUAUUCAGGAACCACAGUUUCUCCGUCUGAUGCAACCAAAAAGUACACUACCGCGUCAGAGUUGAAAACCGUAACUACAUCUACCAAAUAUUCAGGUGCCAACUAUACACAACAUGCAACACGUAUAGUUCCGACACCUGGUAUGGUGACUGGUAUUGCUUCAAUGAGUGGCAAAAUUCAAUAUGUUACAAGAAAAUCAACAGUAAUUGGCCCGCCGUUCGGAGAGAACGAGUCUUCAGAGAAAAAAUCUAACGAAACAAUGGUAGAGUCCAAAAUUACAGUCGUUCCAUCUAUUAUCACUGGGAGGGAAGGGGCAAUCAAAGAUCCCCCGAUUGCUCCUGGUGCAAGUAUUUUUUGCCAAAGACGAUGUGCGAACGGUGGAAAAUGUGGAUUCAGAUAUGUAGCUGAUGGAAGUUCACAAAAACAGGAAAUUUAUUGCAAAUGUGUACCUGGUUUUGUCGGCGACUUGUGCGAAAUUGAAGUGAAUUCGGCAGGAAGCGUUCCGCCAUGGCAUGUAGUUUUAAUAGCCAUUGCAAUCAUUUUUUUGAUAUUGUGCUGCGGCAUUUUGAUAAUGUAUGGGAUUUAUAGAAGACAUGCAGUUGGUCGAUAUGACGUUGAAAAAAGAUUUAGAGUUAGGCCUCUUGGCAACGGAAGCCUGAAUGAACUGACCGAAGACACAGGUGCGAGCAGAACAUCUUUGAGGUGGCAUGGCCAUGAUUCUAUGACUUUAUCAAGCACUUAUUCAACGACUGCAUCUGUGUGAUAUUGAAAUAAAAGCAAUCGUGCUGCAGUGCGGGUCGAGGAUUUUGAAAGGCGUCAACGGCAUACCAACCUAAAUCUCUGUAUGUAUAUCUUGGUCGCAGAAAUGAACAGUUUAAAGUCGUUUUUAAAUGUUUAAACCUCGAGAAUUUGGCGUGACAUAAGCAGUUUCACGAAGAGUUUCUUAUACAAUAAGGAACUCCGUGAUUGUAUCCAAAUCCUUAUCUCCUUUUUCCCACUCAUAACCCAACACAUUCUUCGUUUCUAUGAUGACAAAGAACGUAACUCAUUCUAUCAGCAUUAGUACCAAAAUUCAUAUGAUAUUUGAAGGCAAACCCUUCAUAAACAGUCUCCCUUAGAAAGUUUCUUCUUAAUUGUGUGGUUCACACUGGCUAUUUGGUUCAUGUAAUUUGUAGGAGAUGGGAAGCAAACAUUCAUUCUAUAUUGUAUAUCGUGAAGUUCGAAUUUAAGCAACG
Messenger RNA from Styela clava, 4537 nucleotides. RefSeq lists its product as uncharacterized. The record is from RefSeq and is a predicted model, not a curated record. NCBI's taxonomy places the organism in Eukaryota, Metazoa, Chordata, Ascidiacea, Stolidobranchia, Styelidae.